This is a messenger RNA of Daldinia childiae, 2073 nucleotides long. RefSeq lists its product as uncharacterized. The coding region runs from base 1 to 2073 and encodes 690 amino acids. Lineage: Eukaryota; Fungi; Ascomycota; Sordariomycetes; Xylariales; Hypoxylaceae. The transcript has 2 exons. The record is from RefSeq and is a predicted model, not a curated record.
AUGGCAGUUAUUCCCUCGAGAGUCGAGAUCCUUAGUGAUACGAGCUCCAAUGAAGAUGAUCCCUCCUCUCAUGACAGCUUCAAAUCUGACAACUCUAUUCUUUGUGAUCUUUCCGCUUUUCAGCUCCAGAAUCGCUCAAGUGCCUGUUCUAACCCAGCAGUCGAGUCGCUUACCACAUGUCUGAAGAAACUACAAAUAGACACGGAAACUUGCAACACUGAUAACCCAAAGAAUCAAAGUCGACGUCGCCUAACAAGGCCGGCAAUUGCGGCCAACACCUUUGAGGUCCUUGAAACCGUCCCUGAAGACGAGUCACUGCGCUCAUGCACAUCUGCAUCUACAAAUAUUUCUAACGAGACACAAUAUCGCUUCGAACUCCCUGCUUCAGCAAUCGAGAAAUUCUCAGACCACCCUUUAAUAGAAAUUGCACGCAGAGGCAUACCCUCAGCCAAAGAACAAUUGGCGAAGCAUCGCGAAGGCUGGUUUGAAGGAAUAAUUUCUACAAAAAUACCCAUCGAAAAUUCUACACAGUCCAGCGCUGCGCCGAGUUUCAAGGCAGUACAUCUUGGCUUCAAUCUCUUGCCUAUUAACGAUAACGCCCCGCGCGGGAGUCCGACCGAGGCUGAUGUUCUUGCCCGUUUUAUAGCUCUUGUGUCACCUUUAGCUCCCGGGGAAGAAGUUCUGACAGACGACGAGCAGCCCGCAAGACCAAACAUGGCUGUCGCAGAAUCCAGUCGCAAUCACCUUGCACCAGUUAAGGAGCUAGAGUUGCCCUCAGAGGAUAGAACCCGGCAAUCUACCCCUACUUCACCUAGUUCAGUUAGAGACAAGGAUAGACAUGUCGAGGUCAUUGUCCCGAGAUCACCCGCACAACCUAUCGCUAGAAUCGAGGAUUCCGUGGAGGCGCUUGACGAACUUGAAGAGCAAUUGGAAGCAUUUGAUGAGGCAGCCCAUUUCAAGCGAAUUAUAUCUCCAAGAAACCCAAGUUCCGGGCACAAACCUACAGUUCCAUUACUGUCCGUGACGAACGCCGGAAUUACGAGGUCUGUAACCCCACAACCGAAGCGAAGUACUCCGGUGGUGAGUAGCCCUGCCUCUAUAAGGAUAAAUUCGACCAGCGAACCCCAGCGUACUGUUCGCAAGGCAGCAUCUAUGAUAUUCCUUGAUCCCCCAAAAUUAAAGAUUGAGGAUAAGCCUGUAACCCAGGCCCCAUCGAAGAGGUCAUUCUUCAAAGGCAUAGCAAGUCUUCUACCACCAAGACAACCACCCAAGUCGAACAAGAAGCCCACUAUUCCAACCUUUGAACUACCCGGGGACGAAAUCGCUCGCAAAUUGAAGGAGAAACGGGAAGCCCGUAUAUCGACGCAAGCCGCCACGGAACAAGCCACAAAACCAACUAUGUCAAGCCUUCGACGUGCCAAGUCAGCUAAGGCUCCAACACGGCCUAACUUUGAGUUGCCGGGGGAAGCCAUCUCUCGUCGCAAGCGCGAAGAGCGUGAGGCGCAGCUACGAGCACAGGAAGAAGAGGAACGUAAGAGAAGGGAGUUCAAGGCCAGACCAAUUCGAUCGGGUGCCGCACCUAGUACCUUUCCGCGCGAUACAGCCGCGAGCCGGGCUCGGCAAAGUAAAGUACACUUAGUGGAAAAUUCAACUCAGCAGAAUUCACCCGGCCGGAACAAAGGCGCAUCCACGGCUACUAACUCCACAUCACGCUCUCCUCUUUCAAAGACGAACAACCAAUGUCAAUCACGGGGCCGAGGACUACAACCACAAACAUCCGGAGUGCAGCCGCCUCGUGGUGUUUCAAGCUCUACAGUAGACAGCACCAGUGGACAGCAUAGUUCGGUGUCCACAGAAGAUAUACAACAGCAGAGACUACGUGGUCAGGAAAUUUACAAGCGGGAUAACUCUUGGACCGGAGAACGAGAGCGUGAGAGACGAGAACGGGAAGCACUAGCUAAAUUAGCACGAGAAGAAGCCGCUGAAAGAUCUCGACAGCAGAGUCGGGAGUGGGCGGCGAAGCAAGCGAGAAAAAGAAUGACUAUUGCCUCACUGCGAGAUGUCAUGGCUUGA